Messenger RNA from Arachis ipaensis, 984 nucleotides. The record is from RefSeq and is a predicted model, not a curated record. Lineage: Eukaryota; Viridiplantae; Streptophyta; Magnoliopsida; Fabales; Fabaceae.
GUUAUCCAUGUGUCUAUGUCCAGUCUCCGAAAAACAAACGCUACUUAUUCCUUAUUCUUAUCUCCCUUUCUUUCUCGAACACAUACACUUCGGCGCCGCAAAAGGGCUGUAUUACACGGCAAAGCAUCAUGGGUUUUCCAAUUGGCAAUCAAGAGAAGAAUUUAUUGCCAUGAUAUCUUUCGAGUCGCAGAUAGAGACUGGGGAGCUGAUUUUAGAAAACUAUCUGCUGGUUCAGCUCUAGUUGGUCUUACUUUAUGGCUUGACCACAUGCAGGAUGCCUCGUUGCAAGGCGAUCCAGAGUCACCGAAAUCAGUUGUACUGAUAACAGGAACUGCAGAAUACAACAUGGUAUCACUCAAUAGCACAUUGAAGGCAUGCCUUUGGGAGAUGGGAUCGCCAUUCCUUCCGUGCAAGACAAGACACGGUGUCCUUGUAGCCAAGGCUCACUCCCUAAGAAUGUGGUUGAAAGACUCGCCAUUCUGUUUGGAUCUCGAGCUAAAAGAUGCCCCGGCUCUCCCCGAUCUAAACUCCAUGCGGCUCAUUGAAGGAUGCUUCAUAAGGCGCGGCCUUGUUCCAGCAUUCAAGGACAUUACCUCAAGAUUCAAAGUAGUGAGUCCCAAGAAAUUUUCCAGAUUGGCCUUGUUACCGGACGACAAGAGAGACAAAGCAAUUCAUGCUUAUACUGAUGGAAAGAAAGAGAGAUUGGAGAAAGAGAGACUAAAAGCAAAGCAAAUUGUUGAUCCCAAAAAGCUGAAGAAGAUUAAGAAGAUUAAGCAGAUUAGAAAGAGGAAAUACAUUAGGGAAGCUUUGACACCCAAUUUAAUUGGGAAACAAAGAACUUUCGUUCCUAUUAGUGAAAAACAAACAAUGUAACGCCAAACAUUACUUGUAAUCUUAAAUCUUGUACAAAUAUCCAUUUAGCUAACAUCAACACUAAUUGAAAAUAUUAAUAGCAAUUAAUAAUAAUAAAAAUUUAGAUGAGCA